Messenger RNA from Amoebophrya sp. A25, 3882 nucleotides. Lineage: Eukaryota; Dinophyceae; Syndiniales; Amoebophryaceae. The record is from the annotation of a GenBank genome assembly.
GCGAUAUGUUCUGCGGUUUGACGGGUAUACUGAAUAACGCUCACUUAGAGGAUCCGGAGAGCUAUCAAAAGGAUCGACUCUCUGGUCGACGUCCUCUUACCGGUCCAGGAGGCGCAACUACCUCAUCGCUGCGCAGUUUGGCGGAGAGUGGUGCUGACUUAAGGCUCACAAGUCGUGCAAGAUUCUUUCUACCUGCCAGUCACUCCUACAACUGGUCAUUUCUUGUACCAGUUAUUUCGACCAGUCAUUUCUAGUACCAGUUAUUACUACCAGUCAUUUCUACCAGUUAUUUCUAGUACCAGUCAUUCCUACCGGUCAUUUCUAGUACCAGUUAUUUCUACCAAUCAUUCCUAGUACCAAUCAUUCCUAGUACCAGUUAUUUCUACCAGUGAGUCAUUUCUAGUUCUAGUACCAGUAACUCUAUUUCUUAGUCUAACUAAGGACGCUUUUGGCUAUUGGAAAUAUAUGCGUGACGAGGAUCAUUACUAUGCGGAACUCAGAAGUUUGUUCUCCUCGGCUGACGAGGACCAAGUCGUGAGUAGUGCGUCUCACCUUGUUGUGGCUGCGGAUGAAUUCUCCGUAGAACGAGAACAUUCCGAUUCGGAAGUAGAGGACCUCAAUGUUGUUCAUCUGGUGCAGGACGAUAAGAACAUUUCUCUUUCAUCUGGUAAUAGAAGUGCAGCUGGUGGCGUACAGGCACAGGAGAUGCAACUGCUACUGCAAAGAAAGCAAAACAACACAACUCCCAAAAUAAAUGUGCACACGUCCUCGACUGUCACGACGACGAGAAACCUGCGAAGCAACCUCCACAGACCGAAUCCGAACUUGCAAAACUCGUUUUCUUCCACAGCCAAAAACAGGAACACAACGAGUAGAACAGGCACAUCAAACCUAAACUUGAACAAGAGCAACGACAAGCCAAAUUCAAUGAACCAAGACGAACAGAAAAAUCUACAGAACACUAGAAGCAACCUUCUACUCGACGAAGAGGACUACGGCCUAAAUAUCGUCGCAGAUAGUGAUCUGAUAUAUUAAGGCAGGGUAUGAAAAUGUAAAGGUAGACGACCACCUACAAUCUGCUUAAGUACAACAACUUGAAAGAUCAACUAGUGUAGUGGAUGUUUGUAAAACCUCUAGAAAUAGACUGCCCUCAGUAAUUAUAAUCUUCAUAAUCGACUGGUAGUUGUAGUAGUCAACUACGUAGUUGUCUUACCAGUGGAGGUAGAGAACGACCACUAAAGACGCGUGAGGAUGAUAUUGUAGUUCUAUAAUUCUAAUUUUGCAUGGAUCUUGAGGAUAUAGGUCCCCAGAUUCCUCAUCAACGCACGUGCGCCUUCCUGUCGCAGAACACCACGCAAGCUGAGCCAGGGCGAGGACCAUUUCUCAUCUAUGUUGACGGGAAAAACAAAAAGUGCGUGUAGAAGUUCUUGUACUCAUCAAUAUUAUUACUCAAGAAAAGUAGAUGUAGAUGGACAAGUGUACUCAACAUACUGUCAUAAUGAAGAAAUAGAGAGGCUGUUUCCACCUAUUAUACUUAGAAAGUUUAUACUUAGAAAGUACUUAGAUCAUGGAACUGAUACUGCUCAAGAAAAGUAGUACAGUAAUACUUAUACGACCAUAGAUACUUCUAAACAAGGUGGUGGCUCUUAUUUCAUCCUUCUACUGGGAUGAAUUGGUGGAAAGUGCCUAGUGCUCUCUUGAGCAGGAUCGAUGAAGAGUACCCACUACCGCAAAAGUCCUUAUCCCCCAAUCAAUAAAACAUAGGAAGCGUUCGAGACUGCAGCUUCUAUUAUAAGGGUAGGUUAAAGGUGCUUUUCUUACCGCUUUUUAUGCCUCUCUCCCUUAGGAUGAGAAAGGCAUAAAAAGCGGGGGAACCCGCAAGCACCAAAAGCCUACCUCUAAUUCUAGUUGAGUUUAAUUUAGAAGGACAAGGAAUAGCAGACUUCCUGUUCCUUUUUAAUAGAAGGAAUAGCAGACUUCCUUUGUUCAUACCACCCCAGAAUACCUCGCGAGAAAUUUUCCUGCGAUUGGGGCAUUCAUUCGGACUAUAUCGAAAUCCAACACCUUCACCGCCGCCAAGAAUAGACUGCGUUACCUCGUGCAAAUGCAGAUUUAUGACGUGAACAAGGUCUACUAGAUUUAGUGUAUUGUAAGAUUUGUACUUAAGAUGUAAGAUGAAUAUCAAUAUUUUUGUUGAAGAAAGUGCUCAUAAUUAGUACUAUAACUAAGUACUUCAUUGGAUGAACUAGUACAACAAUUUUUUUUUCUAGAACAUCAACAUAUUUUUAAUAUCCUUCUAAGAAAAUGAAGAAAGCAAGGAACGCGAACGCGAGGGUGGGGAUGGCGUAUUAACGACUGGCAUAGCUGAAGAAAGAGCGAUGGUGGAAGCCAGCCGACACAAGAGUGACGAUACGCGAGUAGAAUUACGCUUGGCUCUGGAGGUGAAAAAGAUGUUUGAAGAAGCCGAGGCACACAGGAGAUGUCGCGAGUACUCGGAGUAUUGUCGCUACGUCCUCUAUCCCAAAUUCUGCAGGGGACAAGCUUCUAGGAAAAAUCAGAGAAGCAUGAGUUUGAAGAAGAGGAGGAUCGAAGGAGAAGACCUCGAUGUGCUACGAAUUGUUGGAAGAACAAGUUGGCCGCUCUGUGAGCAUAUCUAUGUUGACCUUUUUAAGGCGGAAAGUGUAACAAGUCAUAGAGAUGCGAGAUAGAUCGCGAUCGGCCAACUUGCACACUCUAACACUAGUCGACGCCGCAGAGUCGCCGCCUUCGCCGCCUUCACCGCGUGAUGUAGCGCAUGGAAGCGUGCUGUGGCUUGGACACGAAGGAGGGGACGAGAACCAAGACGACGACACCAAUAGCCUGGAGAGUCUAGAAGACGCCAGAAAGCACGCUCAUGCACAGUUGCAAAAAGAGCAGAAGCAGAAGCAAAAUACUAUAUUAAGGCUAGUUUUUCACUAUUUUUCCACUCCCAACCCAGCCAUGUGGACUAAAUGCUGAGUGGAGUGCCCCUUGAAGAUUUAUAGGGGAAAAUAUGGGAGCAAAAACUAAAGGACAACUCACUCAACGACAACGUGAGCUGAUAGUGAAAAACAAGCGCUAAAUCAGGUGCCGAAAAAAAGUGGUGGAAAGACGCUGUCGCAGGUGGCCGUGAACAAUAGUACUAGUUCAGGAAAACGCACAGGAAGAGGCAGACCGAGAAAACAAGAUGGCUCAACAAGCAUGAUGUUCUUGAAAGCGUCGAAGAUUAAUAGGUACCAAGAGGAACAAGAGUGGGAGGAGGAUGUUUUGCACCUUAAUACGAAUGAUGCGGCUGCCGCUGGUCCAACAAGUGGGCCACGCCUCGAUGCACGGACGCUGGAAGCGUUCGCGAAGCAGGCAUUUAAACCAAGUAAAGAAGACAUCAUCCGAAGCCACCUCCGAAAUAACGCAGAGUUUCAACCCGUACCAGGUGAAGAGUAGGGACGAGAGGAAGACCUAACAUGAUAAGGUUGAGUAGGUCAUGCAAGAACUAGCACUCGCUCUAGGGGUAGAGGAGCUAAAGAACUUCUAUGAUUACUUUUGUAUGUCACAACAAGAAGUCCGACGACGAGUCUAAUUUUAGGUGGGAGCAGAAAACGUCUCUGAGGGACAGGAAGAAACAUGUUAAUCCUCUCUCAACAGCUCACGACGCAAUCUUCUGAAUUGAUUUUAUCACGUAUAAAUGUUCGGUUCCUUAUAAAUGAUACUGGCUAAAUCAUCAUGCUCAUUUCUUUCAUCUUGUUUAUACCAAUAAACACGACAUCUAUGAUUUUUGUUCUGUCAUUUCGCGACUCAUCCACUGUAGAUGAAGCAGGAACAAAAACACGAACACGAUACAAUGAAUAUUACACCAACAACGUCGAG